UUGUAAUUUUUUUUAUCCUUUCCUGUUUUUUGUCAGAGGAUAAAAGAUUGCCAUGAGAGAUUAUUCUUCCCCUUGUGACUCGUAAUAGCUAGGUCAACACCUGUCAUCAAGACCUACUGAUUAAUUUUUUUUGCUGGUAGUUGUUGGAAGCUGGCAGUGCAGUUGAGAAGGUGCCAGCUCUUUGUUACCCAUGGAUUGACUGAUGUGGGCCAUGCAAAAAACAGCAUUUUGUAUUUCUCUAAACUGAGCUGUUGGAGUCCUUGGUGUGGUGGUUCAUCUUGCAGAGCAGACACCGGAGAGGUUUGUUGUGAGCAGCAUCACAGUGUGUAUCUUCAGAGAAAAUCUCUUCUGCUUCUCCCCCCUCUGCACAUAGAGUUAACAAUAAAGUCCCCCUGUUUCUAGUUUAGAUGCCCAGGAUCCAGCUCCAGAUAGAUAAAUCUGCUGGUUUUAGGAGUAUGCUGUGCAGUGCAUCAGUGUGAUUUGUCUGUAAACACGAUGCAUCUUUUUCUCUUGAAUUUCUCUGUGGGUUUUCAUGUUUUAUUUAAUGUUUCACAGUGACAGUGUUUAUCUCCCUGCUGACUGAAUUCCCAAAUGGCACCUUUCUUAUACCACCUACGAGGCAGCAGAAUAACAUCCCCUGAGUAUUACCCACCCUUCUUUAACCUGCACUAGGUUUCUUCUUUGUUAAUAAAGAAACCUUCCAAGAAGAGAUUCAAAGAAGCUAGACAUGGAAGUUGGGAAUUGCUGGAGUUGACUUCGAAGGAAUAAGAAUUUCUGAGCAUACAGAGGGUCUAAAUGUCAGUAUGAAAUAUUAGUUAAACAAUGGCAGCAGUAGGUUUGGGAACGCUCAAGUCCAAGAUAAAUGCUUUAAGUCACAAAGUGAAAGAAGUCAUAGAGCAUGGAGUUGUCAUUUGUAUAUCACCCUGUUUGCAUGAUUUAUUCAUCUGUUGUUACACAAUUCAUUUUAGGAGAAACAUGUGUCUGUUUGACACAGACUUUGCAUCUUCAGUUGGAGACCAAACUUUGUUUGGCACAGACUUUCCUGAGGGUUGCUGUGCUGCCAGCUGAGUUCUCCGAGUGUUUGGUAACAGCGAAAGGCAUCCUUUUAACAUGGUUAUCCACUUUAACUGUUAUAAUCGCAUUUGUUCUGAAUUCCCUGAGUACCAUGUGUUGAUUUCAUUAGUGAAAGCAAACUGGAUAAAAAUAGGAAGUGGAUUUACUUCUGGUGCAUAGGUAUUGGGAAAAGAGAAUGAGGAAAAGCAGUGACAACAACUUGUGGAAAAGAUUGCAGUAGGUUGGGCCAGCAGCAGCUGCUGCUGUAGUUUAGGGAGCAGUGUGAAUUCAAGACAAAAAAAAGGGGCAGGAGUGUCAUCCUGAUGGUAGCCAUGGACUAGCACAGCUAGCCCCCAGGUCGGAUCUUGAGGCAAAGGUUUUAAUGAAAAAAAAUCAGUUGUAAUGGAAUAAGCAUUGAUUUACCAGGUAAGAAACAUUGCAGUUCCUUAAGUCUGUAUGUCACCCAAUGCUUUCCUCUUACACUGAGUAUUUUUGUCUCAAAAUGAGAAGGCAGAUUUUGGUCACUAUUAGCCCUGGAUAACAUCAGCAGGUUUCAUGGAUUUACUCCACAGGUAUUGGAAUAUCUGGUGGUGUACCAUUUUUCAUUUAUAAACUGCAAUCAAGUUUAAUGUAAAAAGUUACAAAAAACAUUAAAAUAUAUGUUUUAUUUAUACAGGGCAAUAUUAAUUAUUUUCUCAUAUGUUUUUGUCUCACAUAGGGCUCUGUGUGUGCAAGUUCAUUCUGUAAAUUCAUUCUUGGAUUCCACACUUGGCCAUAAACACUUUUUCAUAUGUAGGCUUCCACUAAUUUUCAUUGAGCAACAGAUAGUAUAUAUUUGCCCAUUAAAUUUCUAAUGCAUCCAUCAUCCUUGUUGGUCUUACUAUCAAUAAAGAGAUCAUUGUGAAGUUGGAGAUUAGAAAGUUUAUGGAACUAUUCAGAGGAAAGGGCCUGUGCUGUAGGGAAUGUCAGUGCAUGGAGGUUUGUAACAGUACUGGCACUCUUAACGUGCAGCUGUCCAGGGCUGGGAGAAUUUAAAAAUUAGAAUGCACAUCCACUGUACUUUGGUGAAUUUUGUUGAAAAGACUCGGCAGACAAGAGACCUGCUUUUGUGCAGCCUCUUCUGUGAGGUUGAAAUGUGGCUUUAACCCACCAGCUACAGAGAACAGCUGGUUCUGUUGAAUUUCCUGUAUCAGCUUCAGACCAAAAACCCAGAGCCUUCAUGAAUUCUGUGUUUGAUGGAACUCUUUGCUGUUUCUCCCCAUUCCUGGAGGGGUUUAAAAGCCAUGUGGAUGUGACACUUGGAGACAGAGGUUAGUGGUGGCCUUGGCAGUGCCAGGGGGAAUGGUUGGACUUGAUGGUCUGGGAGGGCUUUUGCAGUCCAAAUGCUUCUUUGAUCCUACGAUUCUCUCUAGUGCAGCUAUUUAUGAAGUGUGUGCAUUUUUAGCUAUAACAAAUUGCAGUCCUUACAGCAAGGGUUGUGUUACUGUGUGAGCACAUGUUAUUAAAAUCAAAAAGCCUGCAGACCAGACCCUUCCUGACGUUAACAAUCCAAGUCUGAUGUAUUCAAUCCGUGUAUGUAUUUUACCUGUAUUGCAUUUACAACUUGAGGUACUCUUUGUAUUCCACAGUCUGCUGUUAUUGUAGAUGACAACAAUUUUCUCAUGCAGCCAGCUGGGAUAAGUGUGUCCCAAGGAAACUGAGAGACUUGUGCAAGGCCACCCAUUAAAACUUCACAGCAAGAUCGUAGUAAUUUGGGGGUUGCUGGUUUCCAGUACCAGGUUCUUAAGACCAUCACAGGAUCCUGGCCCAUGAUUUUCCUGCAGUCUGAGUGAUGAAGGAUGCAGUACUGAGAGUGCCAGGCAUGCAAAACCUUCUGUGGAUGGAAGUCAUCUACUGAAACCUAGAGUUUGAUUUUGGUUGAGCCUCAUAGUUUCCCAGAUGGGUGCAGUGUUCGUAUGUCCUCUCGAUCAUUGCUUGGCUCCAUCUAUCCUGAAAUGCAAUUUGGGCUGGUACAAUCUCAAACAAAGUCAAGAUGAGCUUUUGAUGAUUUUUUUCAUGUCAGCUUUCUUUAUUUGUUUUGCUGUGUAGUGCAAUAAUAGGCCUCAUAAUGAACCUCAUUGCAAUGAUUUUCCCUGAAUGCCUUGAGCAUGUGCUGUGAUCAGCAGAGGUUUAGCCCUACUGUCUGUGUUACACUGAAACUUGAGAGGGGUUAUUUGAGUGACCUUUGGUGCAGGAAACUGAAAUCUGAGAAAUUGGGCACUUAACAAAGAGCACAAGGGAAGGCAGCUGAAAUAAAAAUGAGCAGCUGAGAGGAAUCUGUGCCAGAAGGAUUUGGGGAGCUGACGAGAGGAAGUAAGCUCCAAGGAUCAGUUGGAUCUGUAGAGCAAUGUUCAUGCCUUGUCAGGGUGUUUUUGCUGGAGCUCAGAGGUUCCAGCCUCUUCUCAUUCCCAAACCUCUGAUGCAAGAGCUUCGUUUUUUGCUCUCUGCACAUGUGGAACUUGAGUUCCCAUGCAAAGGCCUCUCUGGUGGUGUGAGAGCAAAAAUAGCAGCACUGUUCUGCCAUACGCUCUGUUCAUCUGUGGCCACAGGGGAGCCACUGCAAACACCUGCUCCCUUACAAGGGCCACAGAGUUCCUCUAUUUUCUUCUUAAAAAUACGUAUUUUCUUUUAGCACCCUUUUCAUUUCCUGUGACAUAUCUGAAUAUCACUGGGAUGGCAAUGAAAUUUAUGGGAGCAACUUACAGCAUCUCCAAGUUAAUGAUAGAUGUGGAUAUGUUCUAUGAAUCUGAAAUAAAGAUAAUUUCAAAAGACUUCUGUAAAGCCUCCCUGGGAAGGACAUUUAAAACCAGAAAUGGGAAAAUAAUUUUUCCCACAUUUCUGCUGUAAGAUUGGCCAUGACAGCUGCACGUUCCAAACAUAAAACUGCAACAAAACUUAAAAAAAAAAAAGAAAUUUGUACAGCUCAGUGUUCUGUAAAAUUCACAUCUGAAAGAAUUUACUCGCUGACAAAUAUUGCUCAUGGUAUUCCAGUGCUUCUUGUGGAGAUGUUCAUUCAAACUGGCCAUACAGAGUCAACACAGUUUCUUCCCUGUUUGCUAAUAGGCUCUACAAUUAUUCUUUUGUCUUCCUCCCCGAUUUCAAUUAUUCUGCAGCUGCUUCUCACAACCGAGGGUGUGAAUGCUCCAGGAAUUCACCUGAGGCUGCUGCCAGGUGAGCAAAGCUGCUGCAUUGGCAUGGGGGGCAGACGGGGUCAGCCCCCGGAGCUGCCCUUCCCAGGGCUCUGCUCCCACCAUCCCUGCGAAUGAAUCUUCACCCACACAGACGCUGGCAAAGGGUGAACAAAACACGACUCCUUUUUGGUGUAUUUUCAUAAAGUUGAUGGUACUAGAAUACAAGUACUGUGCAAGGUAUUUACUUCUUGUAAAGCAAAGAAUUUCAUCUCUGUCUCUUCUUGGAAAUCUUGUGCUCUUGAUUUAUACAGCUGUUGUGUUAAACUGCAUUUUCUGUGCAGGAUGAAUAGGGCAUUUCUUCGGUUCUGGGGUCUCUCUUACUCCUGUCACAGCUGGCUUGGUCUGGAUGGAAGGAAAGUCCUGUUCUUCAGGAGAGGGGCUCCCGUGGAAGAAGGGGCCCUGUGGGAGAGGGCACACAUGGGAAAGGUGUCACCCUGAGAGAGGGAAUCCCGCCUGGGAGCGUAUCUCCAGCUCUCCCAGUUGUUUGGCGACUGGAUGUAGGAAUCAGUUGCCAGGCUGGUGCCUUUCUGCAAGUAAUUGGUUGAAUAUCGCAGGAUACAUUGUCACAGCAGUUCAAACUCUUCUGAAAUAGAUCCUUGGAUUCAUAUGUAAAUUUGUGCAAGUAAAUUGAUGAGCUAGUAGUGCCAGGAGCUGUCAAGGCAUCGAGGUUGUUACAGUGGGAUGCAGCAUGCAGGAGGUUUUAGAGAUGUGUGUUCUAUUGACAUGUCGGCUUGCCUGAAAUCCUUCACUGAGAUGAGAACUCACACACGGAACAGCUGCCAAGGUCAAUCACCACACUUUAAAUACAUAAAUAUAUAAAUACAUGAAUAUAAAUAUUUAUGUGUGUAUAUUUGCAUUUCACUUUGAAUUAUAUCUUGCACUUCCUAAGUGCCAUACCCAGAUGCUCCCACGGCCACCCCCUGUGUCAGGGGGUUGUGAGUUGCAAUCAUCCCCAACCUCUCCGAGCUGGGGACCCCCUGUGCUCCUUGGGGAUUCUCACAGAGCACCUGGCAUUCAGCUGCUUAAAUUCCAUUUUCUCUACAAAAUCGGUAGCAAGCUGCCAAAUUACCACUUCCCACUAGUUUUAAGUGUUCAACAGACGAAGGCAAGUGUUUGUGUGAGAAAAAACAGGAGAUUUUUAAGCAAGCUGAGUGGGUGUUUCUGUGACUUCAGCCGUGUGGACAGCACAGGCUGUUUCGCUCCAUGCUAUUGUUGCAUGACAUUCCUCUUGGCACAGUGUUUAUUUUUAGCCAGAGACUAUCACAAGUAUUUUUCAGCAGGACUGUCACUGCCCCUGAACAGGGAAUCAUAUUACUGCAAGAACUUUGCUGAAACAAAGAAGAUAUAUUGGACAAAUGGGAAAUUAUAAAUCUAGACCAACCCAGACUUGCACGGAUGAAUGGAAGAAGAAAGUCAGUGAAUCCUAUGCCACAGUCACAGAGCGGUUGGAGGACAACCUGCAAGUCAAGGAGAAGGAGCUGGCAGAGUUGAAGCAUGUUUUUAGCUCUGAUGAAGCCUUCUGCAAAGUCAAUCUGAAUUACCGCACGGAGAACGGGCUCUCGCUGCUCCACCUGUGCUGUGUGUGUGGGGGCAACAAAUCACACAUCAGAACUCUCAUGCUGAAAGGGCUGCGCCCAUCCCGACUAACGAGAAAUGGAUUUACAGCUCUGCACUUGGCAGCUUAUAAGGACAAUGUGGAGCUGCUCACAGCGCUGCUGCAUGGCGGGGCUGACAUCCAGCAGGUCGGGUACGGAGCACUGACGGCCCUGCACGUCGCCACCAUCGCCGGCCACCACAAGGCUGUGGAUAUUCUGCUGCAGCACGGAGCCUAUGUGAACGUGCAGGAUGCAGUGUUCUUCACCCCCCUGCAUAUUGCUGCAUAUUAUGGCCAUGAGCAGGUAACCCACCUCUUACUGAAGUUCGGAGCUGAUGUGAAUGUGAGUGGUGAAGUUGGGGACAGACCUCUCCAUCUGGCUGCUGCCAAAGGCUUUCUCAACAUCACAAAGCUUUUGAUGGAAGAGGGAAGCAAAGCUGAUGUGAAUGCUCAGGACAACGAAGAUCAUGUGCCUCUGCACUUCUGCUCUCGAUUUGGGCACCAUGAUAUUGUGAAGUUCUUACUGCAGAGCAGCUUCGAAGUGCAGCCCCACGUGGUGAAUAUCUAUGGAGACACACCUCUACACCUUGCCUGUUACAAUGGGAAGUUUGAAGUUGUCAAGGAAAUAAUUCAGCUCUCAGGAACAGAAAGCCUCACUAAAGAGAAUAUAUUCAGUGAAACAGCUUUCCACAGUGCUUGCACCUAUGGAAAGAACAUAGAACUUGUCAAGUUUCUUCUUGACCAGAAUGUUGUAAGCAUCAAUCAUCAAGGGAGAGAUGGGCACACAGGAUUGCACUGUGCUUGCUACCAUGGCCAUAUUCGCCUUGUGCAGUUCCUGCUGGAUAACGGAGCUGAUAUGAAUCUCGUAGCUUGUGAUCCCAGCAGGUCCAGUGGAGAAAAGGAUGAGCAGACCUGUUUGAUGUGGGCUUAUGAGAAAGGUCAUGAUGCAAUUGUGACCCUCCUGAAGCAUUACAAGAGACCUCAGGAUGAAUCCCCCUGCAACGAAUACUCCCAGCCUGGAGGAGAUGGUUCCUAUGUGUCAGUGCCAUCCCCUCUAGGGAAGAUUAAAAGCAUGACAAAAGAAAAGGCCAAUGUCCUCCUCCUCCGCGCUGGUUUGCCAUCACACUUCCACCUUCAGCUCUCUGAGAUAGAGUUCCAUGAGAUUAUUGGCUCAGGGUCUUUUGGAAAAGUCUAUAAGGGACGAUGUAGAAAUAAAAUUGUUGCAAUCAAACGUUACCGAGCCAACACCUACUGCUCCAAAUCCGAUGUGGACAUGUUCUGCCGUGAGGUUUCCAUUCUCUGCCGACUGAACCAUCCCUGUGUCAUCCAGUUCGUGGGAGCCUGCCUGGAUGACCCCAGCCAGUUUGCCAUCGUCACCCAGUACAUCUCCGGGGGAUCGCUCUUCUCCCUGCUCCAUGAGCAGAAGAGAAUUCUUGAUCUGCAGUCUAAAUUAAUCAUUGCUGUAGAUGUGGCCAAAGGCAUGGAGUACCUCCACAAUCUCACACAGCCCAUCAUACAUCGGGAUUUGAACAGUCACAAUAUUCUCCUGUAUGAGGAUGGUCAUGCAGUAGUCGCUGAUUUUGGAGAAUCUCGAUUUCUGCAAUCCCUGGAUGAAGACAACAUGACAAAACAACCUGGGAACCUGCGCUGGAUGGCCCCUGAGGUGUUCACCCAGUGCACGAGGUACACCAUCAAAGCCGAUGUCUUCAGCUAUGCUCUGUGCCUCUGGGAGCUGUUAACGGGGGAAAUUCCUUUUGCUCACCUGAAACCAGCGGCGGCGGCGGCGGACAUGGCGUACCAUCACAUCCGCCCACCCAUCGGCUACUCCAUCCCCAAGCCCAUCUCCGCCUUGCUGAUGAGGGGCUGGAACGCCUGUCCUGAGGGGAGACCAGAGUUUUCAGAAGUCGUCACAAAGUUAGAGGAGUGUCUGUGCAAUAUUGAGUUAAUGUCUCCAGCCUCCAGCAAUAGCAGCGGGUCCCUGUCUCCCUCCUCCUCCUCGGACUGCCUGGUGGCCCGGGGCGGUCCUGGGCGCAGCCACGUCGCCGCACUGCGCAGUCGCUUUGAGCUGGAAUACGCCUUGAACACGCGAGCGUAUGCUGCCUGGUCACAGGGCACUGGGCAGCCCCCUUCUCAGGGCCUGUCUCUGGAUGACAUGAGAAGGAACUUCCAGUACCCACCCGUGGACAAAAACGGUGAGCUACUGCUGAGUGCUCCUCCGAGCUCACGGAGCAGUGCCCCUGGUUAUUCUGCUGGCACUGCAGGGAGGGGGCUGGGGAGCACCGCUGCUGUGCCAAGCUGCAGGCGACUCUCUCUCUGCGCCUGGCAGGGUACGUGUCGGACCCCUUGAGCACCAUGAGGUUCCACUCCUGCGGCAGCAGCAGCAGCUUUGAGGACAGCAGCUGAGGGAGGGACCAUCCACGUGGCACCAGCCCAGCCAUCGACCUGCAGCUCCCGCUGAGCGUCACGCUGACAUCCCUGGACUGAACAGCUUUAGUGUUGAUGGCAAAUGUCCCUGCCUUGCAUUCUGCUUUUGCAUCUCCCUCAGCUGACCUGCCCAAGGGCUGGGUUUGGUGCUGUGCUGCUGUUCUGCAUCAUGGGAAUGUUGCAUUUUCAUCCUGGGCGCUGAUAAUGCAAUGAGAUGAAAGUAAAGAGACAUCAGUUAUAUUCUAGAGCUCUGAGGUAGGAUGCCCUUAGCUUGGACGGCCCUGAGGCAGGGGGCAGUCAGCCCACCCUUGCUGGGAGGUACCUGGGAACCACCAGCCCCAUCCCCAAUAAGACAAGGAACAGCUUGUAAGCCUCACCUGUGGGAGCUCAGUUGUUCCUGCUCACGGGUUCUGAACCAGACCUGGUUUGUUUUUGAGUUCCCCACAGGCCCAGACACAUCCUGUGUCCCAUUUCCUGCUCCGUGGCUUGAUGCAGCUCCCCAGCACAGCAGCCCCAGCCCCAGCUCAUCAGGGCCCUGACCCUCGGGUACUGUACUGGUCGCUGAGAACACAGACGUAUCUGGAUGCCCACCUUCCCUGAACUCCUCCAGACACCUGUGUUUUCUUAUCCACUUGGUUUGGUUUGAGGGAUUGUUUCUCCCAAAGAGUGUAAGCUUUCCUUCAGAUGUUUGCUUACAAAAAGCAACACAGGAACUUCAAAACAAACUUUUAACCAGAAGGAAAUUGUGUAAAAUUAUGUCACAAACAUUAACACAGUGCAAAGUGGCAUUUUUGACUUGAAGUAAACCAUGAUGUCAGGAUGCCAUCAUGCUGGGUGCCCAGUACCACCAAUAGGCCCUGCAGCAGCAACUCUGACCAUGGGGCAUUAAUAAAGAGAACAGAGGCAGGGUAGCAGAAGUUGAACUCUUCCUCUCAAAGUGAUUACAGAGUUAAUUGCACUGUUAUUUUCUGGGGUCUUUUUUCAAAUUAACAAAAUUUAUCUGUAAUACCGUAUGUGUGGACAAGGCAGAGCUGCCUUCCUGGCUGAGUGGGAAUCAGUACUUACCAUUGCUGGGCAGGGUGCUGUGGAUGUUAUUGAGGAUGUUGUUUUUCUACAGCCAUGAUCCCCGAAGCAGGUCUGCAGUGAGGCCUCGAGCACUGUGAUAGACACGAACUAUGACUGUAUGGUGGGCUCUGACGAUGCUUCUGACAUGCCUGCUGUUACUUCCAUAGUCCUAAAGCAAUAAAAAUGGAGAAGAUUUCACUAAAUAAAGCUUACAGGUCAUUUUCCAUU
Messenger RNA from Corvus hawaiiensis (hawaiian crow), 9594 nucleotides. RefSeq names its product TNNI3 interacting kinase (gene TNNI3K). Gene Ontology annotation, biological process: protein localization to ciliary inversin compartment; protein phosphorylation. The coding region runs from base 5639 to 8224 and encodes 861 amino acids. The transcript has 24 exons. Gene Ontology annotation, cellular component: ciliary inversin compartment. Lineage: Eukaryota; Metazoa; Chordata; Aves; Passeriformes; Corvidae. Gene Ontology annotation, molecular function: protein kinase activity; ATP binding; protein binding. The record is from RefSeq and is a predicted model, not a curated record.